AUGUCCGAGAGCGCAGGGGUUCAGCAGGGCUCCCCGGCCAUCGGUGCGGCGGGAUCGGCUCCUGCGGCUCCGGGAGCCGGGGGAACGGAGGGUUCGGGCGCCACCGUAGGAUCGGCACGAAUCGCUGUGAAGAAGGCGCUUCUCCGCUCCUCCCCGCGCCCUAAGAAACUGGAGAAGCUCGGAGUGUAUUCCUCUUGCAAGGUAGUUUGUCGUCCAUUUAUUACAUUAUUUUGCAAUUAUUACAUAUUUUGCAAUGUUUUGCAAGUGGAUUGUGUUUCAGAUGCUUGUUGGUUUGCAGUGCUGCCAAAAUGCAAGCGCAGUAAAGGAAGCCAUUGUCGCACUCAAAUAUUUUUUCUCAUAUCCCUCAUUCUUUAGUUAUGCAAAAUGUUCCUUUUGCUAAAUAAUAUCAGGGACAAAAAACGGCAACAUGUUCAGUAUGGCGCUCCCAUAUUUACUAUUACAAUGUUUCUUUUGUAGGCGGGAGAGUGGAUUUAAACAAUCUCUUGCGCUUUGACAAAUUCAGGUUAGCGAGAGGCUGCGUGGUGGUGCGUAGCCUUAAUGCCUUCAAGCUACGGGAGUGUAAUUCAACCCACUGGAAAAGUGACAGUGUUGUUGCUGUCUGUCAGCGUAGCAUUGUAAAAUAUUAAGUAUUUAUUUCGUUUAAAUAUCUUCUGCAAGGAGAGACAGCGUCUUUGUUUUGACAGGGUGACAGCUGCUGGGGGCGGAGUUUGUUGUUGUUCAUCGGCGCAUGUUCCUGUGCGCAGCUCCAGCUGAAAAUAAGAACAGAUUUGUAGCACUUGUAAUGAGAAGGCUGUCCCACAGGCGCGGACUAGCUAUGCAUUUUAGUCAUUUAGCUUUAGCAGAUGCUCUUAUCCAGAUCAAUUUACAGUUAGUGCAUCCAUCUUAAAGGGAAAAUCCACUAAAAAACUACUAAAAUAUCGUUUUUGAGUAGAUUUUCCCUUUAAGAUAGCUAGGUGAGACAACCACAUAUCACAGUCAUAGUAAGUACAUUUUCCUCAAUAAAGUAGCUAUCAGCAGAGUUAGCGCUAGUAUGCCACUUGUUUACCAAGCUGUCUGUCACUUGUCAACUUAUGAGGAUAUCAGAGAAGUUAAAGAGGUUAAACACGUAAUAGCAUGUGUGUGUGUGCUUAUAUGGCUUUAUAACCCUUGUGACCCUGUGCUGUAGGCUGAGGGGGCCUGUAAGUGUAACGGCUGGAAGAGCCAGAACCCCCCUCCCACACCACCCCGUACGGACCAGCAGCCAAACACUGUCAACCUACUGGAGACCUGCCGCAGUUGUUCCCACACACUGGGUAAGACUAGGGGGAGAGAGGACACAUUAGGAGGAGUUCCCUGUGUACUUAAGGGGGAGAGAGGGUCAGAGGGGGGACAUGGGGAUGGGGUGCUACUGCCUUGUGUACCAGAGGAAGAGGAGGGGGGACAGAGAGCACAGGGUGGGUCCUGAUGGCAAGCAGGCAGGCAGGAGAGUGAGUUGAGGUUGUAAGGGCAUGGUACAGGCAGAUGUAAUGUUCUAGAAAAGCCAGGUAAUAAGCAGGUCUUCAGAAAAACAAAAGAAAGUAUGUCCUCUCGAUCUCUCUCUCUUUCACUGUCUCUCCCUCUCAGGUGACCAUGUGACCCACCUGGAGAACGUCUCAGAGGAGGAGAUGAACAGGCUUCUGGGUAUAGUCCUGGACGUGGAGUACCUGUACACAUGUGUCCACAAAGAGGAGGACGCAGACACCAAACAAGUCUACUUCUCCCUCUUCAAGGUAGGCCACAGUUCAACAUGUCAACGAAAGAUUACUUUCAGUGCAUCGGUAUCACAAUUUCUUCUUUCUCCUUCAGCUGUUGAGGAAAUGCAUCCUACAGAUGGGCAAACCUGUGGUGGAGGCACAGGAAAGUCCUCCCUUUGAGAAACCCAGCAUCGAACAGGCAAGUGCACACACACACACACACUGAGGAAAAGAGACACAUUUAGAUCAGACUUCCACAAGAUGUACACAUUAUAUGUUGUUUACAUGAUCUCUGUGUCACUUCAACAGGGGGUGAAUAACUUUGUCCAGUACAAGUUCAGCCAUCUUCCCUCCAAGGAGCGUCAGACCAUCGUGGAGCUGGCCAAGAUGUUCCUCAACCAGAUCAACUACUGGCAGCUGGAGACGCCCUCACAGAGACGACAGCGGGUGCCUGCUGAUGAUGCUGCUGGGUACAAAGUCAACUACACUAGGUAGCAGGCACCCUUUGAUGAUGCGAUCGCAAGUACUGGCAGGCGCACUUUGAUGAUGUGUUCACAGUCUUGACAUGUUUAUACCUACUGCACUGACCACACUGUGGGCUGGCUUCAUGCUCUUAAUGCUUAUGGAGGUGCCCAGUGCCCACCUUCAUUUCUCAAACAUCGGGUACUGUAGCUCUGGUGUGUUUAGUGCCCAGUACCCCCAGCCACUCCCGUAACUUGAACCUUGGUACCAACAGAUGCACUGUCCUCCUAGAGUUGAUGAAAACCUCUUCAUACCAAUAGAUGAUGCACACAUUUCAUUCAAAUUGUAUCACCGUUACUUAUAGCCCAUAAUCAAUGUUUUUAUCCCAGAUGGCUGUGCUACUGCAAUGUCCCCCAGUUCUGUGACAGUCUACCACGGUAUGAGACGACCCAGAUCUUUGGUCGGACCCUGCUGGGCUCAGUCUUCACUGUGAUGAGAAAACAGCUGCUAGAGCAGGCCAGGCAGGAGAAGGAUAAGUUACCCCCGGAGAAACGCACUCUCAUCCUUACACACUUCCCCAAGUAAGAGACACACUCUCACACACGCACACAGGCACUCACACACACACACACACACACACACACACACACACACACACACACACACACACACACAUACACACAUACACACACACACACACACACAUGAGGUAGAGGAGGAUUUCUAGUCUCUGUCUACAGUAGGUGUGAUGAUGAUAUCUGUGUGCUGUAGAUUCCUGUCCAUGUUGGAGGAGGAAGUGUACAGUCACAGCUCUCCCAUCUGGAGCGAAGACUUCCUGGUUGGAUCCUCAGGAGGACAGAUCGCCAUCCAUACAGGUAAACACACCUGACCCUUGAACUGUAGCCAGUGUUAAGAUAUGUGGGGUAGUUUAGUUAGGCAACACACUACCACAGGGGUAUUUACAACCAGGGGGGCUCCGCGAAUAAAUAUAUUUUUUAAAAGGGAUUUUUCCCCAAAAUGUUUUUAUGAAUAUCGCUAGCAACAAUAGAAUAAACACAUUUUGAAUUCCGUACCUACAGUAGAAAAGAGGAGAAUAUAUUAUUUCUAAAGAUGUCAACUUUAUUUAUCAACUCCUAAUAUUGAGCAAAUUACACUCACUUGAGUAUCUGACAAAGGCUUUGAAAAAGCACCCGUGAAUAGGAUUCAAUUGGGACAAGUGGUAAGCUGGUAAGCUUUCUUGACUUAGACAUUUUUGCCAACACAUGGCUAACCUUCUCUUUAGCGAAAAUAUGUUUGGAGUCCUAGCUAAUAGGCGAUGUUAGAGUUUACACUUCCUCUUCCAAUUAUAAUGUGGGGAGGUAAAAAUAAUGAACAAUUAUCUACCAAAUCUAUUCAUUUUAAAAUGUUGAUUAGAUCUCCUUACCAUUAUCAUUCUCCUGAUGAUAAGACAAUACAUGUGAAUGAAUUGUUUUUGCUAACGUAUGAUGGGGUUCCCUGGGUCGCCUGUUUGCAUGGGAGUGGGUCCCUGGGCAAGAAAAGGUUGAAGACCCCUGCACUACCAGGAUACACUUCCACACCCCAUCCCCUGGUUGCAGCACCAACCGGGUCAAGGCCGGUGCUCUGCUAGGAAGCCUUCAUAAGCACAUCAGCUGCAGGCAAUUAGGGUGAUCGUCAGUCUGUCCCAGCUGGCAGAGCCGUGAGGCUCCUGGUUUGUUUGGAGGCCAUGAGGCCUUUCGUUUGGCCUGUUUUUCCUUUUUGUAUUUGUAUUUUUGUCACCAACUGAACAAAUACUAAUCUCCUUGGACCAAGAGGUUAGGAAGGAGCUGGUCCUGGACCCCGGGAAGUUUGCUUUUUCCUGGGCACAUGUACAUAAAACGUGGCCCUCAUACUCUGAUUUCUCACAUAGAUGCACAUAUCAAAUCAGGUUACAGACCAUGCAACUAGGCCUAAGACCCCUUAACCUCGUCCCCAGGCUCCUGGCACAUAGAGCUUCGGAACAUUUUGCCUCAAAGUGGGACUUGAAAGGUGUGUGGUUGAAAUUGAGGCGGGGGAGGGUGCAAGCCUGCUAUAGCUGUAUUGGAUGGGACUUACAUUUAUAUCACAGCAACAGUGUUGCCAUAUUGGCGGUUUUCCUGAGAAAUUGGGCUACUUUGAAAACAAUGUCGCGGGUGAAAAUGUAUUGGUUGCGGGUUUUUGGGCUAUUUCUAAGUUGCACCGCGGCAUUUCUCUUAAAUGUAUCUUUCCCUGUGACCUGCUGCUGACAGUGAGGCAGGCUGUUUAUGGUGAGGAGGUCCAGAGGGGUGAUCAUUUCAGUGAUUGAAAUUACGACCUCAUCCUCUGUAGCCUAUUCCAGCAGGCUAUUGGGAAACACAAGCACUUCUUACUUCGAAAUCGCCUCGCUAUUCAUGUUGAAUAAAUGUGUCUGUUAAUUUGAACUAAGCAAGCUGCUAAAUCGUUCAAUUUACAUCUUGCCUACAUCUUGUCUAGGCUACUGUAGGCUAUCUAAAAGAAGAUGUAGGCCAAUCAGGGGCUAUAGGCUACCUGUCUUUAAGCAAACCAUGACAAAAUGGAGUUACAAUCAGAAACCCAGAUUUUAGUCUGUAGCUUAUGCCUGUUGAAAUGACAAGUCAAUCUAGCAAAUAGGCCAUUUAUAAUGGUUUGUAGUCUUAACACCUGGCACAUAAAAGCAGCAGAAUUGCCAGAAAAUAGCCUAACAUUAGUUAUUUAUGUUCGUCCAUGUGUUCAGAGAUUUCGAGAUCCUCUGUCCAACUUUCGUCACUCAAACUCUCCUGUAUAGUUAUGCACAUGCACAAAGGGGAUUUAUUUACAGUUAUGCACAAAUGGGAUUUAUUUACUGGUUCAAGCCCUGAAUGCUGAUUGGCUGAAAGCCGUGGUAUAUCAGACCAUAUACUGUCCCAUGGGUAUGACCUUUUUUUUUUUUUACUGUUCUAAUUACGUUGGCAACCAGUUUAUAAUAGCAGUAAGGCACCCCGGGGGGUUGUGGUAUAUGGCCAAUAUACCACGGCUAACGGCUGUAUCCAGUGUUGCGUCAUGCUUAAGAUCAGCCCUUAGCUGUGGUACUGUAUAUUGGCCAUAUACCAUACCCAGUUGUGCCUUAUUGCUUAAUCAUAGCAGUCAAACAAGUGAAAUCGACAUCCAUUGAUGGAAAAGGAUCUGGCAAGUUUAAUAAGGGCGAAUGAUAUUUUCUCUUGCGACAUAUUCAACUUCCUUUAUUACAUCAUGUCAUAGUUCGCAAUAAUUAUUAUUUUGAGGAAAAUCUAAUUUUCCUUCUAACAUUGUUACAAGUUACUACGAUAUUCCUUCUUAAUUGACUCGAUAACGUUAUGGAAAAAGGGUUUAUUGUAUAAAUAUGGCAAGUCCUCUAUUGCUGUAAAAAAAAUAAAUGGGGCUAGUUUUCAAGGCCUUUUGGGGGGGUUUUGAGUGGUCAUUGGGCUGGAAAUUCUAUCUAGACCUGGCAACCCUGCACAGCGACCAUAUUAUUUUUUGAACUCACUUCCUUGUUUAGCCCAUAGAUGCUCAGGCUUUGAAAGUUGUGAUGUGAUUGAUAUGAUGAGUGCUUCUCUCCACUGUUAAGGUAAUCUGAUGAUCUCCCUUGUGUAUAAUGACAGUGAUCAGUGCGCCCCCGGUGGCCAGGCCUCUGUACUACAGCACCAGCCCAGUAGCAGUGGACCCAUCCAGCUGUGGCAGUGUCAGUCCUGCCAGGAAGACUGCCUCUGCUCUGGAACCCAGUCCAGGUAAACACAACAGGCUCUAGACACAGACCUAGGAUCAGUUUACCCUCCACAAAUUAUAAUCUUAACCAUUAGGCUCAUUCAUCCCCCCUCCCCUCCCCUGUAACUAUUCCCCAGGUCAUUGCUGUAAAUGACAAUGUGUUCUCAGUCAACUUACCUGGUAAAAUAAGGGUAAUAAAAAUAAAUAUUGUGGCCUUACAUCAGUUUCUAGGGGCAUCUUGACAUAUGAUCUACCUGUGUAGGUGGGCAGAAGCGGAAGCCAUCGGAGCCCCUCCCCCAUGAGGAGACUAAGAAGCUCAGGAUCGUUGGCGACAUCCCCAUGGAACUCAUCAACGAAGUCAUGGCAACCAUUACUGACCCGGCCUCCAUGCUGGGACCAGAGGUAACAUCAAACACUCAGUCAGUCUAACAUACAGUCAUCAAUAAUUCCAUUGCUUAACACUCUAUUCCAUCUCAGUUAAAAAACUGUUAGUGCAUGGAUAUUUGAUUAUGAUUGCCCCCCCCCCCCCCCAGUAAGCCAAUGUUUUAGAGGCAGUAUUAUGGAGGUUUGAAGGUAAUGAUGAUGUUGAAGCUACUGCUGCUGCUGCUGAUGACGAUAAUGAUGAUGGGACACUGCUAAAUCAAUAUUAGUACUGUAAUAGGACUUGAUGAUGAGUAAGGCUGACGUCAUCCCUCUCCCCCCCAGACCAGCCUGCUGUCGGCCCACUCAGCCCGUGAUGAGGCGGCCCGCCUGGAGGAGAGGAGGGGGGUGAUAGAGUUCCAUGUCAUUGGGAACUCCCUCAACCAGAAGCCCAACAAGAGGAUCCUGAUGUGGCUGGUGGGCCUCCAGAACGUCUUCUCCCACCAGCUGCCUCGCAUGCCCAAAGAAUACAUCACACGCCUCGUCUUCGACCCGUGAGUGUUACGGUAGAGAUGGACCCUGGUUGACCCCAAAGAGAAAAAUAGUCCCAACUUUGUAGCACAGAAAGAAAAAUAUUUAUAUCUGUAGUCGCCAACCUUUUCUGAGAAGAUCACUUUCUAACUCAAAAUGCAAGCUGAGCUCUACCUGAGAUUUUUUUUAAACAUGAGCUUAUGCAACAUUAACCAAUCAAAAACAGUUCUGUAGCAUUGAGGUUUGUGCAGUAGGCUAUAGGCCCAAUACAUUAUCAAUGCAUAUUGGCUAUGCUUGAAUUGGCCUGCCAAUGUUGUUCUUCUCAGACCAUAUUGAAAUUAUAUAUUUUUUAAAUGGGUAUAUGAUCACACUGGUAAUAGAUCAUUUGGUAAUAGAUCAUUUGUUGUAUUACUUUAGGCACAGCUGAGUGAGCAUAAUCAUUAGCUUAUUUUUUUACUGGCCUGAUGGCCUGCAUCUGAUGGUCAGUCUGAGGGGAGGGAGGGAGCAGCGGUGAGGCUGCCUCUCACCCGAAUCACUGUCCCUCCACUCUCCCUCCCUCAGUCUUCCAGCUGAUGGCGAAAGUCGCACUGCAUUAUUUCUGCCUCAUGCACCAGUUCAUCUUGUUACUCCUAUGACCAGAGAAAGUUAAAUAUUCAUUGAUAUUAAAAAAGACACAAGCUGCUAAUAAUGACAACGCAAGCUUAUCGGUACACUUUGCUAUAGUCAUUAAUUGCAGCUGCAGUGCUGGUUGUAGUGUGAGUGGAAGUAGGGAGAAAGCACAUUUGAUGGUUUAUAAAAGUUUUGAACAAAGUGUUGACAGUGCUGAAUAACAACUUAAACAGUAACUUACUCUUUGCUGUAUUCGUUGAGUCUCAAGUCAGGUUUUAAAUGUUUUGAAAUCUCACAGUAUCAACUUUGCUGUGCAUUCAAGGCUUCUUUUUACAGUCUAUGGCUCAAGGAAACUGUGCAGACGCGGUGAUCUAAACUAUCUGAUCUAACUAGCUGAAUCAAGUGCACAUUCCGACAACGGCACAAAACGAAUACCGAAAAAAUAAGAAUGCAUGGCUUUAUCGUUGGGUUAUUCUGAAAUGUUUGGUAAUCGACUAGGAAUGCCUUGGAGAUUGGUGACCACUGCUUUAUAUGAAGUUGCUCUACAGUUGUAACCAAAAUGUAAUUACUUGGUUCAUAACAUUUGACACAGAGAGAGAUAUGUUACAUUACAUGUAUGUUUGACCCCUCAAUGUUGUGGCAACCAUUGAACCUUGAACCUGGCCAUAGUAUGAGUUGUUGAGAUGACAUUAUCAUUGAAGUGAAUCAGAAAAAGGGAACAAUUUACUUCCUCUCCAAACAGGAAGCACAAGACGCUGUCGCUGAUCAAAGAUGGCCGUGUGAUUGGAGGGAUCUGUUUUCGGAUGUUUCCCUCACAGGGUUUUACCGAGAUUGUGUUCUGUGCCGUCACCUCCAACGAGCAGGUCAAGGUACGACACUGCAGCUCUUUUAGCCUGGUCCCAGCUCUGUUUGUACCGUCUUUCCAACUCCUAUGGUAAUGUUUGACAUGACAGUGACCAUAGGACUUGGCUAUACACAAACAACAGUUCUGGGACCAGGCUACAGUUCCUCUUCUGGUCAAAUUUCUGUUGGUCGUUACGGAUAUGCCUCAGUCUUCUUGAUUGGUAAAUGUUAACUUUGACCCCUACCUAUCGUUUCCAGGGGUAUGGCACUCACCUGAUGAACCACCUGAAGGAGUACCACAUCAAGCACGACAUCCUCAACUUCCUCACCUACGCAGACGAGUACGCCAUUGGCUACUUCAAAAAGCAGGUCAGUACAUGAUUGGCUGCUUAAAAAGGUCAGCAAAUGGCAUUAUUGGUUAUCUUGCUAUGUUAGGGAAACAUCAAUAAACAGGGUGUCUUUGUGAAAUGGACUUCUCUUACAGUUGUCUCUCUCUCUCUCUCUCUCUCUGUCUCUCUGUCUCUCUGUCUCUCUCUCUCUCUGUCUGUGUCUCUGUGUCUCAGGGCUUCUCUAAAGACAUCAAGGUUCCCAAGGCCAAGUAUCUGGGAUACAUCAAAGACUAUGAGGGAGCGACGCUGAUGGGCUGUGAGCUCAACCCCAACAUCCCUUACACCGAGUUUUCUGUCAUCAUCAAGAAACAGAAGGAGGUGUGUGUGUGCAUGUGCCUACAAACAUGUCUAUCUGUAUAAUACAUGAGUUACCUCAAUUUUCUCUCUCUUUCUGUCUCCCUCCCUCCCUCUCUCUCUCUCUUUCUGUCUCCCUCCCUCCCCCCCUCUCUCUGUCUCAGAUCAUACAGAAGCUGAUCGAGAGGAAGCAGGCUCAGAUCAGAAAGGUCUACCCAGGACUUUCCUGUUUUAAGGAAGGAGUUCGGCAGAUUCCCAUUGAGAGCAUUCCUGGAAUACGUUGAGUUUCUCCCCCUGUCAUUAUAUGCCUAAUUAGUCUACCUUCAGCAAAGGUUCAAAAGCAAAUCUAAAGAGAGGUAGCAGUGAAGUGGGGUAGGAAAGAAGUGUUUGGACAGUGUCUCUAAUUUAACUCAGCUCCUCUUUGUCACCAGGAGAAACUGGAUGGAAACCGGUGGGCAAAGGGUGGGUCUUUCAGCUCCUUAUAGCUGCAUCUAUUGUGCAUACCAUUUUAGUAAAAACAUUUUUUUAAAAUGCUUUCAUCGUGGUAACUCUGACAGGAAAUUAGGUGAUAACAACUUCCCGUUUCCUGUUGUGAUCCCAGUAAGGAGCUGAAGGAUCCAGAUCAGCUGUACAGCACCCUGAAGACCAUCUUACAACACGUUAAGGUGAGGGACACAUGCACACAACUCGCAGACAUGUACGCACAAGCGUGCGCACACAUACACACACACAGGUUUCUCACUAUGUGUUAUGUGUUAUAGAGUCACCAGAAUGCCUGGCCGUUCAUGGAACCAGUGAAGAAGACUGAGGCUCCUGGCUACUACCAAGUCAUCCGCUUCCCCAUGGGUAUGUAUUGCACUACAUAUGGAACACAUCUGUGCAUGGAUCAACUCUUCAGGGGAAGGAAUAUAGCAGUACAUAACUUGUAAGAAAACAAAUAUGGAUAGUUGAAUUGAGUAUAGUUACCUUAGUCAGAGACAGACACGUAAUGGUUAGUGAAGUCAUAUUGUGUCAUGGUUAAUCAGAUCAGAGUUUGGUUUGGUUUCAUUUGAUCAUUUAGACUAGAGGUUAAUCAAGAGUCAUGUUAAUGUUGUAUUGUGUGAUUAUCUCCAGACCUGAAGACGAUGUCGGAGCGUCUGAAGAGCAGGUACUACACCACACGGAAGCUCUUCAUGGCCGACAUGCAGCGCAUCUUUACAAACUGUCGAGAGUACAACCCUCCAGAGAGCCAGUACUACAAGUGUGCCAACCUGCUAGAGAAGUUCUUCUACAACAAGAUUAAGGAGGCGGGCCUCAUUGAGAAGUGAUGGAUGGGAGGGGCUUCAAGGGAGAUGGACGGGGCUUCAAGAGAGGGUGUGGCUUAGUUCUAAGGAUGUCUAAAGGUUUUUAUUGUCUUCGUCUUUAUCUUUCUACUGUUGUCAACCAGAAAAACAGUUGGAUCGGCUAUAUCCAGUAGGGAGGAGGGUUUUAGGUUCAUUAGAAUACUCAAUAUCUGUUGUUCUAUCUCUCUCUUCUUCUCUCCAUCCUUGUCAUACUGCCUCCUCUGGCUUUUACUGGCUUUUAUCAGUCUCUGCUUCUCCCUUGCUCCACCUUGUCUUUGUUGAGUCAGGAAAACAGAUGUCAUGUAGAAACUCCACCUGUACAGCUAACCUAAUCCUACAUCUGUUCAGAGUCAUACUACAUGUAGACGUCGCAUCUGUGAAAAACUGGACUCUGAGAAUAUGGGGAGGGAUAGUCAGCCAGUUACUGAGCCAUUCAGUCUGUCUGUCUCCAGAUUGGAGUUACUGGGUUGUAAUGGUAGGCUGAAGUUGCCCCUAGACACUGAUCCUG
Molecule: messenger RNA, 10783 nt
Organism: Coregonus sp. 'balchen'
Lineage: Eukaryota; Metazoa; Chordata; Actinopteri; Salmoniformes; Salmonidae
Source: the annotation of a GenBank genome assembly